AUGGAGACAGAUGAUGAACAAUGGUCAUUUAACACCCGUCAAGCUUCCAGUGAUGAAGCCAUCAGCUCUCAUCUGCAGACGUGUGGCUGCUCCAUUGUGGUCGGGAGCAACCCAGAGAAAGUAAAUAAGAUCGUGCGGACUCUGUGUCUCUUCCUCACACCCGCUGAGAGGAAGUGCUCUCGCCUCUGCAGGGCCAACUCUUCCUUCAAAUAUGACACGGGCCUGUUCGUUCAGGGUCUGCUGAAGGACUCCACGGGCAGCUUCGUCCUGCCGUUCCGCCAGGUGCUCUACUCGCCCUACCCGACCACACACAUCGACGUCGACAUCAACACGGUGAAGCAGAUGCCACCGUGCCACGAGCACACGUAUAACCAGCGGCGCUACAUGCGCUCUGAGCUGAGCACCCUCUGGAAAACGGAUAGCGAGGAGGAUAUUCCUCCGGACACCAUCAUCCACACCGACGAAACCUUCACUCCUGACCUAAAUAUAUUCCAAGAUGUUGCCCAUAAAGACACUUUGGUCAAGUCUUUUAUAGAUGAGGAAACCAAUGCCAUCCAUGUGAAUGUAGGAGCAGGCUCUUACCUGGAAGUCAACAUCCCCAUGACUGUGGGAGAAGACGGUUACUCCACCACCAUUAAAGGUCAGCUGCUUCAUGUGGACACCACCAGCAGCAUGCAGUACAGGACUCUUCUGGAGGCUGAGAUGUUAGCUUUCCACGUGAUAGCGAGCUACCCCCAGGUGUGGAACAUGCCCCAGUCGUGGCAGUGUGAGAUCGAGGUGUACAAGGCCACGUACCAUUUCAUCUAUGCUCAGAAAAAUUUCUUCACUGAUUUAAUAAAGGACUGGGCAAGUGACAGUGCCCCUGAUAUCUACUCCUUUGUGCCCUAUUCCUGGAAGUUCAAGAUCUUAUUCCAUCAGUUUGAGAUGAUCUGGGCAGCAAACCAGCACAACUGGAUCGAUUGCUCCACCAAGCAGCAGGAGAAUGUGUACCUGGCAGCCUGUGGUGAGACACUCAAUAUAGACUUCACUCUGCCUUUCAAUGAGUUCGUUCCCACCACCUGCCAUACCCGCUUCAGCUUGAAGGCGGAAGAUACAGACAUGCGGUUGUCCCUGCCAGAGUGCCACCCGAGCCGCUACCCCCUCCUCACCCUGGCCAAAGACUACCAGAACAUCAAACUGCCCCCAGACAUGUUCAUGUCGGGGGAGAGUCAAGUGGCUCCCCCUCCAAAACCCACCAAGUCUCGCUGGAGGAACAUCACCCACACAGAAGCUGGCUGGGUGGAUUGCUGGAGCGUGCCAAACUUCUUGCUCAUCAUUGACUACACCUGGCAUCCCAUUUAUCCCCAGAAGGCAGAUGAGCAACUCAAACAGUCAUUGUCUGAGAUGGAGGAGUCCAUGCUGUCUGCUUUGAGGCCCCCAGAGCACCCCUCUGUACCCCACAGUGUCCCACAACCCUACACCUCCACUUCUGCUUCAGCUUCCCACAGUCAGGUUCCCACUGACCCAUCAGAGCUGCCCCCUGACAGACUUCAUGUGGAGAUGGAAAUGUCACCGGAUUCUCAAAUUCUUCUCUAUGGGCCCUUGCUGCGAGCCCUGAUCUCCAUCAAGGAAAACUAUUUUGGCGAGGAUGAUAUGUAUACAGACUUUGAGGAGGCCGUGUCCAGCCCUGUGCUGUCGGCGUCUACCUCCUCUGGCCUCGGUUGGUCUCCUCUGGGAAUGGAGGACAGUGAUCAGAAGGAAGCACCAAACAUCCAUCCGCUUGACCUUCGACCCUGGGACAUCACCGUGCUCAUCAACCUUUACAAAGUCCAUGGCCGACUGCCAGUGCACUGCAGCAGUGAAGGUCCUGAAGGCCCAUCAGGCUUCUUGGAGCGACUGUGCUUUGAGAUGAAGAAAGGUUACAAGGAGACAAUGCUGCAGAUGAUUUUGUCCCCCAUUCACAUCUUUGUCAGUGACAACUACCAGCGUCCUACAGCGGAUGGAGUGUUGAGAGAUGGGCACUUGAGUCUGUCUGGGCUUCAGAUGAGAGCCCAUGCUAUGUUCUCGGCUCAGGGCCUUCCUCUGGGAAGUGAUACACUGGAGUACGCAUGGCUCAUCGACAUGCAGGCUGGAGCGCUCACUGGCAGGGUCACUGUUCCUCAGGUGGCGAGCAUAAUCGAGUGGGGCGAGUCUUUCAUUUUCCACGUUUUGUCUCGAGAGUUCCAGCUGGAACAACCUAAGCCCUCUGUUAUCUGCCAACAUGGUGUUGAUCGUCGCAUCUGUGAUGCCAAGCUGAGCUUUAUGCCUGGGCAUUGUCGCACAUCAGAAGAGCUGAAGUACACCAUGACAAGGCUGGCCAUGGAUGGAGUCGACAUCUUUAUUGUGGAGCAUGGUUGUGCUGCCAGUGUCAAGACGGGUAUUAUCCGUGUGGCCAACUGCAACCUGCACAACCAGGCAGUGGGAGAGGGCAUCAGCGCCGUGGUGCAGGACAUGAACAUCCGACAGUACAUUGAACAGCAGCAAUACAAUGAGACGGCCAGAUUGCAGCUGGCUGGACAGGGUCAAGGUCCAGGUCAGCCAUUAGGUCUGGGUCAGCCCCCCUUGCUGCGACGUUCUGUCUGGCUGGAGGCGGGUUCAGUCAAGCUGAACCUCAUAACAGCAGAUAUCGCCCUGGCUGCUGACCACCCAGCUAAAUGUGAAGUCCAGAGGCAGUUUUUGGAACUACACGAUACUCAGACCAAGAGACUCUGGUUCCUGUGGCCAGAUGAGGCAAACGUUCGCAACAAGCGAAGCAGGAAUCGCUGUGGCUGCCUGGGAGGCUGCAGGUUCUUUGGUGGCACCAACAUGGGUCUGGACUACUUCAAGCUGGAGGAGCUGACGCCUUCGUCCUCAUCUGCGUUCUCUUCUUCCAACGCGGAGUUGGACAUGUGCUAUGGCCAGUCUCUGCUGCAGCCUGGGGAGUGGAUUAUUAUUAAAGAAACUCCUAAAGUGGAUGGGAGGGUUGUCGGGCUCAAAACGGACACACAUUCUCCUUGCUUGCCGCCUGAGCUGCCCGAGAGGCGUGGUCAGCAACACCUGAGUCUCCAGGUGCCCCAGCGCUCCCACAGCUCUGCCUCCUCCUCUGAAGAAAACAGCACAUCUAGUGCUGCCUUGCCUCUGCUGGCUGGAGAAAGAGACUCGCCCUCACCAAGCCAUGAUGAGCGUAUGGUCCUUCUGAACGGCAGAACCCACAUUGACACAUUGGGAGAAGUCCCAGAGGUCUCACCCAUCUCACCCAACAGUUCCCAGGAUCGCACCUCGGUACGGUCACCCCUCUGCUCUCCCCUCAAGCGUCAGUCAUCUGUGCACUCCAGUCGGCUGGGCAGCACCAAAAGCCUGUCAGCUGCCGUCUUCACUGACAAGCCACCUCCAGUGCUCGCAGGCAGCGUGCAGUUCAGCGGCGAGGUUUCCCGCAGUGACGAGAACGUCCUGGAUUCACCUCGUCAGCGUAGAAGCUACGGCUCGUUUCCCUUCACGCCGUCGGCAGACUCGAACACUUUCCAUCAGUACCGUUCUGCCGACUCCAGCAUGUCCAUGGCUGACAGCGAGGCCUACUUCUCUGCCACUGAGGAGUUUGAGCCAAUCAGCAGUGCCGAUGAGGGACCAGGGACGUACCCAGGCCGCAAGAAGAAAAGGAGGCAGCAACCGCAGCAGCCACCGUACCACAUGGAGAACUACAGCCGGAGUUCGAUCUAUCACAGCGUUGAGGGUCCCCUCACCUAUGUUCUCAACGGGGAGCUGAUCACCGAGCCCCGUCCUCUGCCACCUCCCCCAAUACUGCCCCCGCUGCCACCCCAGCCUCUGGCCAGCCACACCUCCCAAGCCUCCUUCGUUUCAGCCUUGGCCAUGGAGGAGGAGAGCUCUGUGGAGGCAGAGAAGACUGCUGAACCGGGCCCUGUAACUCGACAGCCCCACGUCAUGGCGUGCUACCAGAACUAUCUAGCCCACUACCAGGUUUCCAAUUGGUCUGUCAAGCAGCCAACAAAUAAGAGGACGUCCAAAUCUUCUCUGCAUCGCCCUCUUGAUCUGGACACGCCCACAAGUGAAGAGAGCUCCGCCUCUUUUGACCAGCUGUCUGUCCCCAGCUUUAAGGUGAUAAAGCAGGGACUCUCAGCCAGCUCUCUACUGGAUCGAGGAAUUCAACUCAUGGGGGAGAACAACAGUACACCAUACACCCCCUUGGAUAAAAGGGCUAUGGAAAACACAGACGAGGACACGACAACAGAUGACUGGAGUCUGGAGCAACCUCUGGCUCAGACCAGAACCACUGCCAUAGUGGAAGUGAAGGGGGCCAUCAAUGUAGUGCUCACACCUCUUGUAGCUGAAUCUCUGGACAGAUACAUUGAAUCCAUGGUCCACUUUGCCAGCAUUCGGCACCCAGCAGCCAUUCUGGAUGAUCUGCAUGGUAAAGUCCUUAAUGAAGCCUACCAAAUCAGCAAGUCCACAGUCACCGAGUCGAGCCAAACGGGCAAGCAGGAGCACAAGCUGUCCAAGACGGAGGGCACGACCCCUGGCCCGCUUAACGCCGCUCAUGGACAAACGGAGCUGUCCGUCAAACCUGAUAAUGUGAAAAUCAAGGGCCUUCAAGCCAACGUCUCUAUCCCUAAGGUGAAUCUUUGCCUCCUUCAGGCCUCUGUAGAGGAAGGGUCACCGUCUUGCUCCAGUAAGUGCAUCCCACAUGUGUCUCUGGUCGCGUUGUGCUUCGACAGGAUAGCGACCCAGUUCAGGAUGAAUAGGGGUAUUGUAGAGGAGACUCCAAACACCACCGAACAUGGCCGACCCUCCGUCAUGUUAGAGAAGUACGCAUCGGCUACCAAAAUGCAGCCUCAGUCUUCGGGUUCGUUGCGCUCCAAUGCAGGAAUCGAGAAAGGCAAAGAGAUUGCUGCAAGGCUCAACAUCCACCGGAUCCACAGCCAGCUUCGAGGCCUGGACUGGACAGACACUGGCACAUUCGCCAUCACAGCUAUUCCUUUUGAGAAAUCCAAAGUGCUGUUUGGUCUGGAGGAAAUGGAGGAGCUUUCACUGGUGGAUGAAACUGACACCCAGACAGGGGGAACCGAUUUGGGCCGCUCUGCCACUACUAUCGAGAAGUGGGGCUGGAUCAUGUUUGAAUGUGGUAUAGAGAACCUUACAGUUAAAGGUGGCCGUCAGUCUGGAGCCAUUCUUUACAAUGCGUUUGGUGUGAUGGGCUGCUCAGAUACCGGAGCAAAAACCGGAGUGUCAAAAAACAAUGGCUCGACAGGUUCUCAAACAGGAAGUGGUUACAGCACUGACAUGUCUGAUGACAACCUGCCACCCGAUGCCAUCAGUCCCAACUCUGACGCCAACGAGCACACCGACUCAGACGACCAGGAUGAAGGAGUUGAGUCAGAUGACCUAAAGAAAGACCUCCCCCUCAUGCCUCCUCCACCUGAUUCCAGCAGCAUGAAGCUGACCAUCAGAGAAAUCUGGUUCAGUUUUGCUGCUCCCACGAAUGCGCGCUCAGCUUCACAAACAAUAUCAAGCCAGUUGAAUCUGCUCAGUACAGCAACGCCUGCUAUUGGAGCCUGGCUGGUUCCCAUUGACCAGCUCAAGUCUUCACUCCGCAAACUGGACAUGGAGGGGACGCUGCGGGUGUGUGCUGUGAUGGGCUGCAUCAUGACCGAAGCUCUGGAGAAAAAGAGCAUCCACUUCCCGAUCCGCAGCAAGUACAACCGUGUGACUAAGCGAGCCCGCUACCUACACGAGAACCCCUCUUGUAUGCUUUGUAACAUCCUGCACCGCUAUCUGCAACAAGCCGACUAUUCAAUCAUAGAGGAGGCCACCAUGAACGAUGGAGUCCCAGCCCUGGUGACGUUGAAGAAGGGUCUGGUAGCUUUGGCCAGGCAGUGGAUGAAGUUCAUUGUUGUAACUCAGGGUUUCAAGGCUAUUGGUCUGAUGGGGCCCAAUCAGCUUAUCAAGGCCAAAGAACCUCAGCCGAACCUGGUAGAUGCGGUUGGACUGGACAACGGAGCUGCUCUGCAGAGUGACACCAGCGCUGACGGAGCAGAGUUUGAAUUUGACGCAGCCACAGUGAGUGAACACACCAUGCUGCUGGAGGGAACCUGCAGUCGCCCUCCUCCUAAAGAAGCAAACACUGGUCCUGUCAGCGGAGUGGAGAUCAUGAGGAAGCUGUCAAAGUCCCACACACACAACGAGUCCGCACUCAGAAUAAAGGGCUCGCAUCCCUACCAGUCGCUGAGCUAUACCAGCGGUGACACUGCAGCUGAUUCACCCGCCCACGUGAGCCGCGGAGGCGUGCCGGCCAAGGACAGCCCAAGGAAGGAGAGCCUCCUGAGCAAUCUGACGGGCAGCUUUCGGAGUUUGCACAACCUGCUGGAGGGCACGCCUCAGAGGAACGAGCCUUCUGCAACUGCUGCCGCCAAGAGCAGCUCCCUCACUCGCACAGGGACAGACGUGCUGACCGAGCACCCGCUGCUGUCUGAGCCGUCCUCCGUCAGUUUUUACAACUGGAUGUCCAACGCCGUGGGUAACCGAGCCGGAGCUGCAGCCCACGAGUCUCUGCUCAACCACUCGCAACACAACAGCCUACAGACAGGUGGGAUGUGUAACCUGCCCACCAUCCCCUCAGCAUCUGACUUCAACACAGUGCUGUCCAGUGACCAGAACACCCUGGAUGGGACCCACUCCCAGCACUCCCAACACAGCACCAGCCAGGAUGACAUUGUGGACAUCGAGGAAGGAAACCAGUGUCCGGCUGCUGUUCAACUGGCUGAUGCUCAGGUGGUUUUUAAACCCUUACUGAGCUACACUGGAAUCCAGGCCCAAGAUGCCACUCCUCUUAGCUACAAGAUGUAUUUCGGAGAGCAUUUGUCUUUUUCUGGCAAUCUGGAGUGUCUCAGAGCGGACAUCGUUGACUCUGAUACGUCCAAAGAGCGCAAAAACAAGCGGUCCAGAAGACAAGGCAUGGUGAACCUCCCUCCACUUGAGUUCAAGCCAGCUCUGCUGAUUGAGACGUUCAGUGUGAACGCGGUGGUGAUGGAGAAGUCGACCAGCGCUCCGCAGGGUUCCACCGCAGCUCCGCUCACCUUCCAUGACCUCAACCGCCGUCACUACAACACGUUCCACUGCGACUUCACCACUGCCUGCCAGUCCAUCAGCCAGCGCGUCGACAUGGCCCUGGUGCGCCUCAUCCACCAGUUCAGCACCAUGAUCGACGACAUCAAGGCCACGCAGACCGACAUCAAACUGAGCCGCUACACCGCCGGCUCCACCUCCCCGACGCCCACUUUCAAGGCCCGGCCGUACCGCCACAUCAGGUCCUCAGACUUCAGUCGCAGCUCCAGAGGAAGCUUGAACGGAGCAAAUCGCAGCGGAACUCAAACCCUGAAGAGCAAAAGAGGUGUGGGAGGAGGCGGAGUCACAGGAGGAGCAGCAGGAAGUGGAGGUUUACCUCCUAAUGGACCCCCAUCAAGCAUGGACACGCUGGGGAGACGGGAGCCAAGAGGUCGAAGUUCUCUUGGACGUUCAGAGAGACGCACCUCUAAGGUGUCAAGGAAAGGCUCUCGUGAUGUGGCCGACCACAUGGCCAUCCAGAUGGACGACUCUGACUCCAUCACAGUGUCGGAGCAGAGCGAACCAUCAGCAGAAUGUUGGCAGAACAUGUACAAGCUGCUCAACUUCUACUCCCUCAUCUCUGAUCCCACUGGCAUCCUGGAGAAAAGCUCCCCGGAGAACUGCCUCUCAGAAGGUGGGCAUCGUCCCGCCGAGCCGCUCUGUAAAGUGAUUUUUGAGAACGAGCAGGAGGAACCCACCACACCCAACAAGCCACUGGGAGUGGGCGGGAGGCGCCGCAGCCUGGUGAGCUCUGAACCUCAACACGUCACGCUCAUAGUGUUUGGCAUCGGCAUGGUGAACCGCACACACCUGGAGGCAGACAUCGGCGGGCUGACCAUGGAAGCAGAGCUGAAGAAGAUCCAUGGUAGCUUCACUCUGAAAGAGAAGAUGAAAGAUAUCCUUCACCAGAAAAUGACAGAGACGUGCGCCUCUGCCCACAUAGGAGGGGUAAACAUUGUUCUGCUGGAGGGCAUAACGCCUGAUAUUCAACUGGAGGAUUUUCCAACAUCUCCAACCAGCACUGCUAAACAAGAGUUUCUAACGGUUGUCAAAUGUACCAUCGCCAAGUCCCAGGCUCUGUACAGCGCCCAGAGGGGACUGAAGACCAACAACGCCGCCGUCUUCAAAGUGGGUUCCAUCAUGAUCAACAUCCCUCAGCAUCCGGCAACUCUGCACAGCAUGAUGGUGCGCAGCUCCCAUCAGCUCUCCAAACAAAUCUCCGACCUCAUUCGCCAGCCCUCAAAUGUUCAACCUCCUAAUAGAGAAGACACCCCUACUCCACAACCGUCUGACAAGGCUUCCAGCAUCAAUCAGACCCCCGUUGAGGCCAAUGAAUUCCCCCAGCUUCCUGAGGGUCUGGAGAAAAAGCCCAUCGUCCUGAAGUUCAGUGCCAUGAUGGAUGGCAUCAGUAUCGGUGCUGCCUUGCUGCCGUCACUGAAAGCAGAGUAUAAAAUGGGCCCCAUGAAGAGCCACGGCAUGACGGGAGCACAAACCAGUUUCACCUUUGAGCUGCCAAACCACAAACUGUGCUUUCAGUCCAAAGUGUCCCAGGUGGACAUGUCCACCAUGUCUCCAUCAGCCAGCCUCACCCUGCCACCUGUCACCAUGUCCGGAGAGUACAUCAUGGAGGAUCACGAGAGCCACUCAGACCAGGGCUGGGCACCAGACGACUUCCCAGCAAAGCAGGGAAACUACCUGCAAGGAAACUACCUGCGAUGUUUGGCUGAGAUUGGAUCAUUUGAGCACAACUUGACCACCGACCUCCUCAACCAUCUGGUGUUUCUGCAGAAAGUAUUCAUGAAAGAAGUCAAUGAAGUCAUUCAGAAAGUUUCAGGAGGUGAACAACCCAUCCCUCUGUGGAAUGAGCAUGACACCUCAACUGAUGCAGAAAAGCCAAAAAUUCUGCUUUAUUCUCUCAGUCUCAUGUUCAAGGGGAUCCAGAUGACGGCCACUACUCCGUCUAUGCGGGCCGUGCGCUUUGAGACGGGCCUGAUUGAGCUGGAGCUGUCCAACAGGAUCCAGUGCAAGGCUCAGCCCGGAGGCAGCAGCAGUUACCUCAAACUCUUUGGCAAAUGUCAGGUCGACCUGAACCUGGCGCUCGGACAGAUUGUCAAGCAUCAGGUGUACGAAGAAGCUGGCUCUGACUUCCACCAGGUGGCGUACUUCCGAACUCGGAUUGGCCUGCGGAAUGCGCUGCAGGAGGAAAUCAGCGGCUCUUCUGACAAGGAGGCAGUGCUCAUUACACUGAACAGGCCGAUUGUGUUUGCGCAGCCUGUUGCUUUCGACAGAGCUGUGCUCUUCUGGCUGAAUUAUAAGGCAGCAUAUGACAACUGGAACGAGCAGCGCUUGGCCCUCAACAAAGACAUCCACAUGGCAACAAAGGAGGUGGUGGACAAGCUGCCAGGCAUUCAGCAAACCUCUGCCCAGGCGUUCAGCACCCUCUUCCUGCAACUGACUGUCAAUGACUUGGGUAUAUGCCUCCCAAUUACCAACACAUCCCAGAAAGGACAAGUACCAGCUGCACAGGAGGGCAGCUCUGAAGCUGAGGCCAGCUCAUCAGUGGGCCAGCAAAAAAAAACAUUGAAAGCCAAUCACAGCAUAGAUUUUGACACCGGCUCAGCUCUGGUUCUGACCAUUGAGAGCACACUGAUCACCGCCUGCUCCUCCGAGUCCCUCGUGAGUAAAGGACACUUCAAGAACUUCUGCAUCCGCUUCGCAGAGGGCUUCGAGACCACCUGGGAUGACUGGAAACCUGAAAUCCGGGGGGAUCUCGUCAUGAAUGCUUGCAUAGUCCCUGAUGGUACGUAUGAAGUGUGUUCCAGGACCACAGGGCAACUGUCUGCAGAGAGCAGCAGCGCUGGCACCUGGACUCUCAACGUGCUUUGGAAAAUGUGUGGGAUUGACGUCCACAUGGAUCCAAACAUCGGAAAACGUCUCAAUGCCCUGGGAAACACGCUGACGUCGCUCACUGGGGAGGAGGACGUAGACGACAUCACUGACCUGAAUUCUGGGAACAUGGGAGACCUGUCAGACGAGGACGAAACGGAUAGGAUGUCACCAACCAUCCACAUGGUCAGGAAUUACCAGGAGGCCAUUGACCCAAGGAGACAGAUGGUGAUGGGGAGCCAGGUGAUUGACGCUCGUGGGAGGAAGUUCACAAAGAGGGUGGUGGACAUUCGAGAGCUGAAUGAACAGGCCAAAGUUAUCGACGACCUCAAAAAAUUGGGAGCCAGUGAAGGUACCAUCAACCAGGAGAUCCAGCGGUACCAGCAUCUGGAGUCGGUGGCUGUCAAUGACAUCAGGAGGGACGUCAGGAAGAAGCUGCGUCGCUCCAGCAUGAGGGCGGCCUCUUUAAAGGAUAAAUGGGGUCUUGGCUACAAGCCAAGCUACAACCGCUCUAAAAGCAUCUCAGCAGCAGCAGGCCGACCGACUCUGAAAAGGAUAGAGCGACAAAGUUCCAGGAUUGGAGAUGUGGAUGAUUUCCCAGAAGUCCGUGUGGAUGGCUCCUCUCCUGGACCUCGAGUCACCUUCAACAUUCAGGACACGGCUUUGGACACCUCACCUGCCAGUCCAGGAUGUGUAUUUAAGUUUCCUGAGGAGCCAGAAGUGGACCUGUUGUCAGUCACCAGUGAUGAACCAUCCCAUUCUCAUCAUCACCUUCACCUUCAUUCCCCAUCCGCUGCCGAGAGCCAGCAGUCAGUGUUCAGUACCCCCACCACUCCUGCUGUCUUCUCACCCGCACUUCCCUUGCAGCGCGAUGACCUGUCCUCAUCCUCCUCCGAAGACUCGGACAAAGAGGACGACUUUGUGAAGCCAUCUAGCUAUCCCAGGCCUCUCCAAGCGCCUCACAGGAAGACCUUGGGUUUCGCCACCGUGAGUCAGCUGUUCUCUGAGCGCUGGCCGAGCUCACCAGCCAACCGCAGCUUCAGUGGCCCAACGUCUGAAAAAAACAUAGACUUUGAGCUCGAUGUUCGCGUGGAGAUUGAUAGUGGGAAGUGCGUCCUUCAUCCGACUACUCAGCAGCCUGAGCAGGAGGACAUUUCCUGCAAGAGGAGCUAUGAUCGCAGCCUCAGGAGUCUGGACCAGGAUUCUCCCCCCAAAAAGAAGAAGCUCCAGCCCACCUACACCUCCACCACUCAUCUUCUUGCUGGAAAGAAGUGUCCCUCCACUUUGCAAACCAAAUCCAAUGACCUGGAGACCACAGUCUUCUACAUUCCAGGAGUUGACGUGAAGUUGCACUACAACUCUAAAACCUUGAAGACGGACUCGCCCAAUGCCUCUCGUGGAUCUUCCCUCCCCCGCACCCUCUCCAAAGAGUCCAAGUUGUAUGGUAUGAAAGAUAGCAGCCCUACAAAUCCUCCCAAUGCUGUCCAAAGCAAGACUAACUCUCUUCUACCUCCCCCACUCCCACCUAUUCCAUCAGCCAAAGGUAAAGGUAGUGGAGGGGUAAAGACGGCCAAACUGUACGCCUGGGUGGCCCUCCAGACUCUGCCAGAGGAAAUGGUCAUCAGUCCCUGUUUGUUGGACUUCCUGGAAAAAGCUCUGGAGACUAUUCCUAUCACCCCUGUGGAGAGGAACUACAUGGCUGUAGCCACGCAGGAGGAGGAUAUGGGACAGUUCGAUCCAGUAGAACCACUGGAGGAAUCAGCCACCUCCUUUGUUUCCUCCUCCACAUCGGCUUACUCAUCGUUCCCUGUGGACGUGGUCGUCUACGUCAGAGUUCAGCCCUCUCAGAUCCGCUUCAGCUGCCUGCCCAUGUCCAGGGUGGAGUGUAUGCUCAAGCUUCCCUCUUUAGACCUGGUGUUCUCUUCCAAUCGGGGAGAACUGGAAACCCCAACUGGAUCCAACCCUCCUGAUGGAUCACACCCACCCUCCUCCACCCCACCGGGGCAACAUGUCCCCAAACUACCUCCCAGCAAAGCGUCUCCAUUGCUAGGAAGCCCUUUGGGUAGGACCCGCCACAGCAGCAGCCAGUCAGACCUCACCACCCCCCCCAGUACUUCCUCAGGCCUGAGCUUCACCGCCUGCAUGUCAGACUUCUCCCUCUACGUCUUCCAUCCCUACGGCGCUGGGAAGCAGAAAUCAGCUGUUACAGGCUUGCCUCCAGGUCCGGGACCAUUAGGUGCAGUCGAUGAGGAGCCGUCUUCUGUGACGGGAAGAAAAGACUCUUUGAGCAUCAACCUGGAGUUUGUGAAGGUCAGCUUAUCCAGGAUGAGGCGCACCGGAGGUCCAACCUUCAUCGACAGCUUUUCUGCUAAAGGAGGCAAAAUGGACACAACCCUCAUCAACAUCUCAGCUGUGUGCGACAUCGGCUCGGCUUCCUUCAAAUACGACAUGAGGCGACUGAGCGAGAUCUUGGCUUUCCCGAGAGCCUGGUACCGCCGCAGCAUCGCCAGGCGCCUCUUCCUGGGAGACCAGACCAUCAACCUUCCAGCAGCCUCCGGCCCUGCCACCCCUGACUCUGCAGAAAACAUCACCCAGCACCUCUCCCCCGAGUCCAGCAGAAAGGCCUACUGGAGGACCUGGGACGGCAGCAUGGGCUCUCACAUUCCUCAGUCCCCCAAUGUGUUUUCAGACCAUUCCACUGGGAGCAACAUGUCCCCGAGCAGCCUGGGCCACCUCAAGUCUCCUGCUCCGGGUCGCACCCGGAGCGUGUCCGAUUCCUCUGCUCCCAGGAGAGAUUCAGUGACAAAGACAUCCACUCCUUCCUUCACUAAGAAUGGGAAGUCAGCUGGGCAGCAGGGGUCUCCGUGGGAGACGCUGGUGGUGUUUGCCAUCAACCUAAAACAACUCACGGUCCAGAUGAACAUGAGCAACGUCAUGGGAAACAACACCUGGACAACCAGCGGCCUGAAGAGUCAGGGCCGGCUGUCUGUCGGCAGCAACCGAGACCGUGAGAUCAGCAUGUCUGUGGGCCUCGGACGCUCCAAGCUGGACUCCAAAGGUGGAGUGGUGGGUGGCAACAUAGAUGUGAACACCCUGGAGAUGGUCUCCCACAUCUCUGAGCACCCGAAUCAGCAGCCCAGCCACAAGAUCCAGAUCACCAUGGGUUCUACGGAAGCCCGGGUGGACUACAUGGGCUCCAGCAUACUGAUGGGAGUUUUCAGCAACGCUGACCUGCAGCUGCAGGAUGAGUGGAAGGUCAACCUGUGCACCACAGACACCAGCCUGUCAGAAAAAAGUGAGAUCUUUGUCCACGGGGACCUGCACUGGGACAUUUUCCAGGUGAUCAUUUCACGCUCCACCACACCAGACCUCAUCAAGAUCGGCAUGAAGCUGCAGGAGUUUUUCACUCAGCAGUUCGACACCAGCAAGCGGGCCCUCUCCACGUGGGGCCCUGGCCCCUACCUGCCCCCCAAAACUCCUGUCAUCAGUGCUGAGAAAGGAGCUGCAGAGCUUUAUAUGGAUGCCGCCCAUCACCGGCACUGGCCCGGAGUGCUAAAGGUAAUCGCCGGCUGCCACAUCUCCCUCUUCCAGAUGCCUCUGCCUGAGGAUGCCGUGCAGCUGGGUGGGUCCAUGAGCCUCCAUGGCAACCACAUGACGCUGGCCUGCUUCCACGGGCCCAACUUCCGCUCCAAGUCAUGGGCGCUCUUCCACCUGGAGGAGCCCAACAUUGCCUUCUGGACGGAGGCACAGAAGAUCUGGGAGGACGGCUCUAAAGAUGACUCUACCUACAUUGUACAGACGCUGGACUUCCAUCUCGGUCACAACACGAUGGUGACUAAACCGUGCGGUGCCCUCGAAAGUCCAAUGGCCACCAUAACCAAAAUCACUCGCCGGCGGCACGAAAACCCACCGCAUGGAGUUGCUACUGUAAAAGAAUGGUUCAGCUACGUCACUGCCAUGAGAAACGAAGAGCUUAACCUGCUCAGGAAUGUGGAAGCCAACAACCAGGAGAACGGAGCGGCUGCCAAAAGCUCCAGUCUGCUGAGCAGCUUCCGCAGCUCCCACACCUACAACCACGAAACAGAAACCAUCUUCGCUCUUCCCAGAAUGCAGCUGGACUUCAAGUCCAUUCAUGUACAAGAACCAGAUGAGCCAUCACUAACAGACUCCAGCAGCAAACCCAAAGUGGAGUGCAGCAUGGUGACAGAGUUCACCGACCACAUCUGCGUCACCAUGGACGCCGAGCUGAUAAUGUUCCUUCAUGAUCUGGUGUCGGCCUACCUGAAGGAGAAGGAGAAAGCCCUUUUUGCUCCGCGGAUGUUUGCGGCUCGCCCGGGUCAGAAAAGCCCGACGGCUCUGCACAACGACGACGACGACGACGCCACAGACAAGGACAAGGAUGACGGCAUCAACUACACCACCGUGGACUGGAGGGAGUUCAUGUGCAACACCUGGCACCUGGAGCCCACACUCAGGCUCAUCUCCUGGACGGGGCGGAAAAUAGAUCCCGUCGGUGUGGAUUACAUCCUGCAGAAACUGGGCUUCCACCACGCCAGGACUACGAUUCCCAAGUGGCUGCAGCGGGGAGUGAUGGACCCGCUGGACAAGGUGCUGUCAGUCCUCAUCAAGAAGCUGGGGACCGCCCUGCAGGACGAGAAGGACAAAAAGAGCCGGGACAAAGACGAACACUAAGGAAACUCAUCCCUGGAAUCAAAGCUGAGUGUAAGAACACUGGA
Nematolebias whitei (Rio pearlfish) is the source of this 14735-nucleotide messenger RNA. Its product is annotated as KIAA1109 ortholog. Gene Ontology annotation, molecular function: guanyl-nucleotide exchange factor activity. The record is from RefSeq and is a predicted model, not a curated record. The transcript is spliced from 84 exons. The coding region runs from base 1 to 14691 and encodes 4896 amino acids. Lineage: Eukaryota; Metazoa; Chordata; Actinopteri; Cyprinodontiformes; Rivulidae. Gene Ontology annotation, biological process: synaptic vesicle endocytosis.